AUGGAGGAUCCAUCUAUCCCAGAGACUGAGGCAAAGGCAAUUAUCAGCGACUACUUUAUCGAAGCUGGCAAAUCAGAUAGCAUCUUCCCAAUUCAUUUGCUUCCCCUUACUAUUGGAAAGGCAAACAAAAAAUACUAUUUCAGCACGAUUGACGGUAAUCUACGAGUAAGGAAUAAGGAUGUUAAGAAACAUCCACCACUAUCUGGUGAAGCUCACACAGGCUUUUUCAAGCGUAUUCGAUGGACAGCGACUCUAGAACUAUUGAUCAAAUACUUUGAUGAGAUGGAAGCGUUUCUUAACUCUGAUCACGGUGUUGACAAAGCAACCAAAGAACCAAUAAUGAGCGCAAUCAGGUUGUAUAUGUAUGUUUUGAAGGCACAUGGUGUUAAGAUUCGAUCGACAUGGCUGCCCGAAGGGCCCCCGGAGCCGCUACGCGGGCUCACCGUUGGCGGUAAGCUCAAGGGGCGAGGACUCCUCGGGGCGGGCAUGAAACCUUUGGAGGGCGUCUCCCGUAAUAAAGGUCAAACCUACAAUUUGAAUGAUAUUCAAGGUUUGGCAACUCCCAGUGCAUACAUAUACAGAAAGCUUGGGUCCAAGUUCAUCCGAUUGCCUGAUCUUGACAAACGAACUCUCACGAUCGUUCAGCCAAAUCGACGUAAGGUAGGUCCUAUGCGUCAGAUCAGCGACUCUCUACAAAGCAUGAUCAAGGAUCUCGUAUUCAAGAACAAGCUUAGUCAGGAGAAGUAUGAUAAGCUCUCUGUCGACGACAAGAAAUUGUUUAAGGAAAUCCUAUCCAUCACUCAUCUCCAAUAUAACUUCUCGGAGCAGCUAGAGGAUCCGCUCGAAUCACUCCGCAUGGAGUAUGAUAAGCUCAAGGGAGAGGUAAUGUUAGGCAACGAUAAUCCCUCGAUCUUGAAACAGCUGAAGGUGGUUUGCGUGGAUAUGUACUCGAAUAAGCUAAUUUCUGAUUCUGAGUUCAAAAACAUUAUCACUCGACUAUUAUAG
Phytophthora nicotianae INRA-310 is the source of this 1005-nucleotide messenger RNA. RefSeq lists its product as hypothetical. Lineage: Eukaryota; Oomycota; Peronosporomycetes; Peronosporales; Peronosporaceae. The record is from RefSeq and is a predicted model, not a curated record. The coding region runs from base 1 to 1005 and encodes 334 amino acids. The transcript has a single exon.